Micropterus salmoides (largemouth bass) is the source of this 378-nucleotide messenger RNA. Its product is annotated as dispanin subfamily A member 2b-like. NCBI's taxonomy places the organism in Eukaryota, Metazoa, Chordata, Actinopteri, Centrarchiformes, Centrarchidae. The transcript has 2 exons. The record is from RefSeq and is a predicted model, not a curated record. Gene Ontology annotation, cellular component: plasma membrane. The annotation marks the transcript as partial.
AUGAAUCCUAUAGUUCACCCAGCAGAGGCUGUUCCAUUACAGGGAAGGUAUGAUGGGCAGUUUGGGCAGUUUGGACAGCUUGGACAGCUUGGACAGCCUGGAGGACCUACAUUGGUUCAGUACACCACUGUGAACAUGACCACUGAGUCCCCCAAGGACCACAUCAUCUGGUCCCUCUGCUGCUUUUUGUACUUAAACCCCUUCUGCCUCGGACUGGCGGCUCUCAUCUUUUCUAUCAAGGCCAGGGACCGGAAGGUGGUUGGAGAUCUGGAUGGUGCCCAAUACUAUGGCUCAACUGCCCGCUGUCUCAACAUCUGGGCCACAAUCCUGGGUGCCAUCAUAAUGCUUAUUUCCAUUAUUACAAUGACUGUCAUUGCC